Molecule: messenger RNA, 1533 nt
Organism: Pyrus x bretschneideri (Chinese white pear)
Lineage: Eukaryota; Viridiplantae; Streptophyta; Magnoliopsida; Rosales; Rosaceae
Product: cytochrome b561 and DOMON domain-containing protein At5g47530
Exons: 3
Coding region: 64-1248 (394 amino acids)
Source: RefSeq, a predicted model, not a curated record
CUCAAAAUAUAUAAAACCCAGUUGAGAUUUUCCCCUCAAAAGCACUAUUCAGUUCUCACAACCAUGGCUUCCACGCUGAGGCUUGCGGUGGUCUUCUCCAUUCUGCUCUCUCUGUUCUCACAAUCUUCCUACGCCCAAACGACAGCCUGCGGGAACUACAAAUUCAACAACAACAAGGUCUUCACCUCCUGCACCAUCCUGCCGCAUCUCAGCUCCUUCCUCCAUUGGAGCUUUGAACAGUCAACGGGGAAGCUCCAGAUGGCCUACAGGCACACCGGCGUCUCUGCCUCCAGCUGGGUCGCGUGGGCCAUUAAUCCGGACCUCAGCAAAGCGUCGGCCGCCAUGCCCGGCGCCCAAGCUCUUGUCGCUUGGCCGCAGUCCAGUGGGACGCCGAGGGUGUACACGUCGCCGAUCCAGAGCUACUCGACCAACUUGGCGGAGGGCAACCUGACGUACGAGGUUACGAAUUUGACGGCGGAGUAUCUGAACAACGAUGAGAUGAUCAUAUUUGCAACCUGGACUCUUCCUACCAAUUCUACCACCAUACUUCAAGUCUGGCAAGUGGGUCCCGUUUCGAACGGCUCUCCCGGCAUUCACGACACCGUCGCCGCCAAUCUUAACGCCAAGGGGACUUUGGAUUUGCUUUCCGGCCAGACAGCAUCCACCGGUGGUAGCAGCUCAACCACUAGAAAGAGAAACCGUCACGGAGUGCUGAAUGCAGUGAGUUGGGGAAUCUUGAUGCCUUUUGGUGCCAUGGUAGCAAGGUACUUGAAAGUUUUCAAGUCCGCGGACCCUGCAUGGUUUUACCUUCAUGCCGCUUGCCAGACCUCGGCAUACGCCGUUGGCGUCGCAGGAUGGGCUACCGGUAUUAAACUCGGCGACGAUUCUGCCGGCAUCAAGUAUAACACGCACAGAAACCUUGGGAUCGCCCUCUUCGCUCUUGGAACACUUCAGGUGUUUGCUUUGCUUCUGAGACCCAACAAGGAUCACAAGUUCAGAUUUUACUGGAACAUAUACCACCACGCAACCGGGUACACUGUUAUCAUCCUCAGCAUCGUCAACAUCUUCAAAGGAUUCGACAUCUUGAACCCUGACGAUAAGUGGAAGAAAGCAUACAUCGGCGUGAUCAUUGCUUUAGGUGUCCAAGCUGCAUUGUUGGAAGCUUACACAUGGUAUAUUGUAUUGAAGAGGAAGAAGUCUGAAAAGGAAACGCAAGCUUCGAACGGUGUCAACGGCCAUGGUGCUUAGGGGUCAGAGGGACGAAAAGCAGAGCGCACAGAAUGGUUUCUAAGAGGUAGUUGGUGGCUCUUUCGAGUUUCUUCCUCCUCUUACGCGGCCCUUCUGAAUACUUUUGUUGUUGUUGCACCCUUUUGUAUAUUGAUGACGUGAGUGUUUGUGUACACAUAUGUACUGGGGGAGUUCAGGAUUAGAGGUUAUUCUUUGGUAAAUUAGGUCUUGGGCAGUCCCUGCCUGAACUCUGUGUUAGACAUGCUACCAGAGAGAGAUUUAAUAUAUUUGUUACUUACACACUUA